Cuscuta epithymum is the source of this 7637-nucleotide messenger RNA. NCBI's taxonomy places the organism in Eukaryota, Viridiplantae, Streptophyta, Magnoliopsida, Solanales, Convolvulaceae. The record is from the annotation of a GenBank genome assembly.
UGGGAGGUCAUCUUCAAAACGAGUUAUGGCGGUAGAAUCCAACAACUCGUUGGAAAGUCAAGUGAACGGCUUGACAAUUCAAGUGACCGACUUGACUUCUUUGGUAAAAGAUUUUCUUUUGAAUCCCAAAACCCAAGAAGUCAAGGUCUACGGUAUAUGCUCGACACAAGGGCACCCCACCGACUCCUGCCCAACAUUACAAGAGGAGAACCCCGAGCAAGUCAAUGCUUUGGGUUUCCAAGGUCAAAGAAGAUAUGAUCCUCACGGCAACACUUACAAUCCGGGGUGGAGGGAUCAUCCAAAUUUAAGGUACGGAAACUCUCAACCUCCUCAACAAUCAAACCCUCCUCCUCAACAAUACAAACAACAAGGUCAAACAUCGAACUCGAGCAUGUCCACCGAAGACAUGAUUCGAUCACUUGCCAUGAACAUGGCUACGAUGCAACAAAGUGUGACCCAAUUCCAAGAAACGACCAAAUCAAGCAUCCACAAUUUGGAAAACCAAAUGAGCCAAAUCUCAAAUGCCGUGAGUAGGCUUGAAGCUAAGGAUUCGGCAAAACUCCCAUCUCAAACGGAGCCGAAUCCAAGGCAACAAGCUCACGCGGUCACUUUGAGAAGUGGCAAGGAGUUGGUUAUGGCUAAAGCAAAAGCAAAGAGCCAUGUUGGAGAAGAAGAGGAGUAUAUCUUGGUGUUCCUAGGUUUGCAAAGUUUUUAAAAGAGCUUUGCACAAUAAAAAGGAAACACAAAUUGAAUGGCAAACAUAAAAUCCAAGUAAGCGAAAGAGUGUCAGCCGUUUUUCAAAAGAAACUGCCUAAAAAGUAUAGUGACCCGGGAAUGUUCACUAUACCAUGUAAACUUGGAAAUUCUAGUUCUUCUAGGUCUAUGUUAGAUUUGGGUGCAUCAAUCAAUGUCAUUCCAUAUUCUCUAUAUAAGUCCCUAGAGCUAGGCCCUUUACAUGAGACGGGGGUUGUUAUCCAACUUGCCGAUAGAUCCAACGCUUACCCCAAAGGUGUAGUGGAGGAUGUACUCGUCAUGGUGGAUAAUCUAAUCUUUCCCGCUGAUUUUUAUGUUCUCGAAAUGGAGAACGAUAAAAAUGCAGUCCCAAUUUUGUUAGGAAGACCCUUUUUAAAAACGGCCAAAGCAAAAAUAGAUGUUUUUAAUGGAGUAUUAACUAUGGAGUUCGAUGGUGAAAAAGUUGAAUUUAAUAUCUACGACUCCAUGAAAUACCCCACAGAUAAUCACUCUCUUUUUGCAAUUGACACUUGCGACACUUGGGUCCAAGAUGUAUUUGAGGUUGAGGGGAAAGACAUGUUACUAAGCUCAAUUGAAAACGACAUAGAGGACUUCACUAUGGAAUACUCUAUGUCAAACAACAUGAAGAUGAUGGUGGCGGAGUUAAAUCAACUCCCACUUUUGCCACCGGGCUCUAAAGCCCUCCCACUAACCAUUCCGAGCGAGAGGCCGCUACCAUCUGUUUUGCAGGCACCGGAGGUGGAAUUGAAACCACUCCCUGAAAAUUUGAAACAUGUGUUCUUGGGCGAAAAUCACACUCUACCGGUGAUUAUCUCAAAUGCCUUGGCCCAAGAACAAGAGGAGAGGUUGAUUGCGGUCCUCAAGGAGUACAAAUUGGCCAUUGGAUGGUCUAUUGCCGACAUCAAAGGCAUUAGCCCAUCCACAUGCAUGCACCGGAUCUUACUCGAAGAUGAGGCCAAAGCGGUGAGGCAACCGCAAAGAAGAUUGAACCCACCCAUGAUGGAGGUGGUGAAAAAAGAGGUGAUUAAGUUGCUUCAAAUGGGAAUCAUCUUUCCCAUUUCCGAUAGCAAAUGGGUGAGUCCAACCCAAGUGGUGCCAAAGAAGACCGGAGUGACGGUCAUUGAAAACAAAGAUGGCGAAAUGGUGCCCACCCGAGUGCAAAACGGGUGGCGAGUUUGCAUUGAUUACCGAAGGCUCAAUUCGGUAACUAGAAAAGACUUCUUUCCAUUGCCUUUCAUUGAUCAAAUGCUAGAGAGGCUAGCGGGGCACAAGUUCUAUUGUUUUCUUGACGGUUACUCCGGGUAUUUCCAAAUACCAAUAGCCCCGGAGGACCAAGAGAAAACAACCUUCACAUGUCCAUUUGGCACUUUUGCCUACCGACGAAUGCCCUUUGGAUUAUGCAACGCACCGGGCACCUUUCAAAGGUGUAUGAUGAGCAUCUUCUCCGAAUUUGUGGAAGUAUUCAUGGAGGUCUUUAUGGAUGAUUUCACAAUUCAUGGGGACUCUUUUGACACUUGCCUCUAUCAUCUCACUCUUGUGCUCAGAAGUUGUAUUGAAUCCAACCUUGUUCUAAAUUCUGAAAAAUGCCACUUUAUGGUGGAACAAGGGAUUGUUCUUGGGCAUGUGAUCUCCUCAAAGGGCAUUGAAGUGGACAAGGCAAAAAUUGAUGUCAUCCAAACACUCCCGUACCCAACAAAUGUACGGGACAUCCGCUCCUUCCUUGGUCACGCCGGUUUCUAUAGGAGAUUCAUCAAAGACUUCUCAAAAAUUUCAUCUCCUCUAUGCAAACUUUUGCAAAAGGAGGUUGAAUUUGAUCUCAAUGAUGAAUGCAAAGAGGCCUUUGACACUUAGAAAGCAAGAUUGGUGACUGCCCCAAUCAUACAAGCUCCCGAUUGGUCUCUUCCUUUUGAGAUCAUGUGCGACGCAAGUGACUAUGCGGUGGGGGCUGUUCUAGGCCAAAAGAACAGGAGGGCUGCUCAUGUCAUCUACUAUGCCUCAUCAACCCUCAAUGAAGCUCAAAAGAACUACUCCACCACCGAGAAGGAAAUGCUAGCGGUGGUCUUUGCUUUGGAGAAGUUUCGUUCCUACCUUCUUGGAACGAAAGUUAUUGUUUACAUCGACCACGCCGCUCUCAGAUUCCUUAUGACAAAGAAGGAAGCCAAACCAAGACUCAUUCGAUGGGUCCUUCUAUUGAGUGAGUUUGACAUAGAAAUCAAAGACAAGAAAGGAGCGGAGAACUUGGUGGCCGAUCAUUUAAGCCGCUUGGUUCCAAACAAAGAAAUCGAAAGUCUCCAUACCAAUCUCAUAAAAGGCGAAUUUCCGGACGAGACUCUCUUCUCCAUCAAAGUCAUACAACCAUGGUACGCAAACAUUGUAAACUUCCUUGUUUCCGGCAAAUUUCCUCCACAAUUCUCAAAAUCUCAAAAAGAAAAAUUAAAAAUGGACUCAAGACUCUAUGUAUGGGAUGACCCAUAUUUGUGGAAACAUUGCAAGGAUCAAAUAAUCCGAAGAUGCAUCCCCGAAUAUGAGAUAGCCCACAUAAUAGAGUUUUGCCAUUCUUACGCUUGUGGAGGACAUUUCGGGCCGAAACGAACAACAAUGAAGAUACUUGAAAGCGGAUUCUGGUGGCCGAGUCUAUUCCGGGAUGCACAUGUCUUUUGUCAAUCUUGUGACAAUUGUCAAAGAGCGGGCAACAUUUCAAGGAGAAACGAGAUGCCACAAAACCCCAUGCUUUUCUGUGAGAUUUUCGAUGCAUGGGGUAUUGACUUCAUGGGACCUUUCCCAAACUCUCAAGGUAACAUCUACAUCCUUCUUGCGGCAGAUUACGUCUCCAAAUGGGUGGAGGCAAAGGCAACAAAGACUGAUGAUGCCAAGGUGGUGGCUAGUUUCCUCAAAACACACAUAUUUUCAAGGUUCGGGGUCCCUCGAAUUUUAAUAAGCGAUCGAGGCACACAUUUUUGUAAUAAAAUUGUGGGAUCCCUACUAAAGAAAUAUGGUGUGACUCACAAGAUCUCCACUGCUUACCACCCUCAAACCAAUGGCCAAGCGGAAACCUCAAAUAGGGAGUUGAAGUCUAUACUCCAGAAAACAGUGAACCCAAAUCGGAAGGAUUGGAGUAUACGCAUUGAUGAUGCACUAUGGGCAUACCGAACCGCCUACAAAACUCCAAUCGGUAUGUCCCCUUAUAGACUUGUGUUUGGGAAAUCUUGUCAUCUUCCCGUAGAGCUUGAACACAAGUCGUAUUAGGCGGUAAAAGAAUUCAACCUCAAUCUUGACGAGGCCGGUUUGCAUAGGAAACUCCAAUUGCAAGAAUUGGAAGAACUCUGUUUGGAUUCUUAUGACAACGCGGAGAUCUACAAAAGAAAGACGAAGGCUUGGCAUGAUAAGAAGAUCAUAAGGAAGAACUUUAAACUUGAUGACAAAGUCCUCCUUUUUCAAUCACGCCUUCGUCUAUUUCCGGGAAAGCUGAGAUCUCGUUGGACGGGACCAUACAAAGUGGUCAAAAUAUAUCCACACGGGGCGGUGGAGAUUAAAGACCUGGAGACGGGAGAGGUGCUCAAGGUGAAUGGACAAAGAUUAAAACCCUUCUUUGAGGGUUUUCAACCCAAAAAUGUGGAAGUCAUGGACCUUUCUGAACCGGUCUAUGAGUGAAGAACAACGAAGAUAUCGUCGAGCCACGACGUUAAAUAAAGCGCUUCUUGGGAGGCAACCCAUGCAAGGUAUGUUCACUUUAAUUAAAUUUUGUAGAGUGUGUGUGUUCAAAAAAAAAAUUACUGAACAACCCGACCGGGUAUUUUAACUCACCCGGUCGGGUAUUUAAACCAGAGGCGUCUGUUUUAAAAAGUUCGGGUUACCCGACCGGGUAAAUCACCCUACCCGACCGGGUAAACACCCGGAAAUCAUUCUGCCAGCCUCUGGAAAGAAACCCCGCCCGGGUAACCUACCUCACCCGACCGGGUAGACGGGCUUUUCAGCCUAUACCAGGUCGGGCAAACCCCCUUCUCUCCACUUCAUCUUCCCCAAUUUUCGAACACCCCUACCCCAAAACCUCCAUUUUCAUAGCUCCAAAGCUCCAAACCAACCCAUUUCUCCAUCAAAUCCAUCAAUUAACAUCAUAUUCUUCAUCUCCUCACCUUCCUCUUCCAUCCUACACCCAUUAAUCCUCCCCAAAUCUCCCAAAUCAACAAACCCAAAAACCCUUACCCCCAAUUUCGAACCCCUCCAUUUUUAGACUUCAAAGGUCCAAAUACAAGCCAAAAAUCACCACCAAACAUCAAAUACUUCUUCUCCUAAUCAUCCUCCACAAAACCACACCCAUCAAUCCCACCAAAUCCUACCCAUCCCAAAAAAAAAACGAAAAUCCCUCACCAAAAAUCAAGCACCAUGGCACCAAAAAGGGGAAAACCUUCUUCCUCAAGAAAUCCAAGGGCUAUUCCACCGGUCGACGGCUUCGAGGAGGUGGACUUAGCAUCCGAGGCACAACACAUCCGCUUUCUCGAACAAUCCGAAAGAGAGGUAAAACACUCCCGAUUUAUGUGCCAAUUGACCUUGACUUUCUUUUGGAUUGAUGAUAUUAUGAGGAACAUAUUCACAAGGUGUGGCAUGCUGAAAAUUUUUGAUAUGCAUUAUUGGCCAUAUUCUCGUUUAGUGUACGAGUUCUACAGUUCCGUUGAGCAUGUGAAAGAUGAAAAUGAUCACACCAAUAACACGAUCAACUUUUGAAUGCUCAACGAGAACCGUUCACUCACUAAAAGAGAAUUUGCUGAACACUUCGGCCUACCCUUGCUUGAUGAAACUGUCGCGUAUAGUACACCGGUAGCACAUGAACUAUGGAGAAGAAUGACCGGAGUUGUCAAUGUUCGUACUUCCCACCUCAAUGUCAACCACAUCCAACACCCGGUCUUCCGAAUUUUCUUCAAAUUCUUGGCAAAUUGUUUUUUCGGGAGACCAAACAACCAUCAAACUAGAGUGUGUGAUGUGUGCCUCUUAGCACAAGCUGUUCUUCCGGGCGCUAGCCCGUACGAUGUCACCACAGUGCUUUGGGAUCACAUUAUCAAUGUUAAAAAUGGUGGAGGACCAAUUCUGAUAGGGGGUCUAAUUACCCACAUCUCAACGCUAUAUGGUUUUCAAUGCAAUGGUGCACAAAACAAAAGAACCCUUCUUGGCCUUAAGUUUCUAAAGAAUGCUGGGGAUAUGACCCUAUCACACAUAGAACACGAUGGUCUGGAGAUUUAUCAUUGGCGCAUCAAACCCGGCCAAGAACUAUACCACCCAUUCCCUUCCGAUAAUCUCCCACUUAACAUCCUUGAUCACCAAAUUGGUGAUGGACACCAUUAUUGUCUGCCCGGGGGGAUCCCAGCUCAUUAUGCACCCCCAGACAAUGAACAGGAGAAUAAUGAAGACAACAACGCCGCCAGCGAGCAAGCAAUUGAGCCACCACCCCUCAUUCCUGAACAACCACAACCACAACCUCAUGCUCACCAAUAUUCACCAUUUGAGCAAGAAAUGCUAAAUAACAUGAAUGCUCUAAACCUCAACUACACUCAACUUCGGGGGGAAGUUGUUUUGUAUAGAACUGAGCAAAGGCAGAACUAUGAACGAUUCGAGGAGCAAAGGCAAGCGGAUUGGCGGCGAUACGAAGAGGAUCGGCGGAGAGAUCACGAGGACCACAGAAGGACUUUUGGCCCUAUCUACUCCUACGUAGCACAUCAAGGUGACUUUGCCGCUAUGACUACUCCUCCUCCGGCACCCUCAUGGUAUAACCCCACUGAAUGGGGUUAUUUUGGCGGUUUGAGCUCUGGUGGUAGAGGCGGGGACGACGGAUACGAUGGUGAUCAUAUGGAUGAGGAUGCACACUUUGGGAGCUACUAUGGCCAGGGUGGAUUCUUUGAUGGAGGAGAUGCAGGAGGGCACUAGAGACAGUGCCAUGAACUAGCUGGGGGGGAGAACUAUUCCGGAUCCUAAAGGCACAUACGUGAGGAAGCAAAAGAAGAAAAAUCCAAUGGUGUUGAAGACCUUUUUAUUAUGUGUUUUGAUCAUUGAAACAUUUUUUAUGUUGACCUUCAAAAACACUUGUGAAUGGUUGUGAUUGCUACUAUGGUUUUUUUGGAAACUUCAUGGACAUGAUUUGUUUCACUCGAGACGAGUAAAAGUUCAAGCGCAGGGGUGUUUGAUAUGCACUAAUUAGUAGUGCAUAAGUUUAUGUUUUUAUGAUUGAUCUGUGUGGAUUGUUUAUCAUUUUAUUUAGUUUGUAAACAUUUGUGUGAUUUUAGUUGUAUUUGUAUUUUAAUUCUCAUUUGUAAGUUGUAAAGUAGAGUUAGGAUUUAUGGUGUUGGAAAGAAAGACUUUGAAGUGAGGAAAAAGAAGAUUGGACGUUCCAGGAGCUGAAACCCGACCGGGUAUCAAACUCCACCCGGUCGGGUACAUUUUAACAGGCGAAGGUAGCUGGAAAUUACACAGACCCGGUCGGGUCCCUUACUUGACCCGGUCGGGUCAGACUUGACCCGGGACACCAGAACGUGCCGAAGAUCGCCAGGACAUGGAAAAUAUUUGAUUUUGACCAAACCCGGUCGGGUCAACUAGGGUGGUCGGGUCAGACACGACCCGGUACCAAACUACGUGCAGAAACAUGAGAACAUGGCGAAAUAUUUGAUUUUGACGUUGACCCGGUCGGGUAUGUCCAUUUACCCGGGCGGGUCAAUGCCCCAGGGUGUUGAAAACACCUAUAAAUAGCCCCCAUUUUCCUUCACUUAAAUCAUCCCUUCUUCCAUAUACUUAAGCUCAGUUUAGAAUAGCAUUUCUUUAUAUUUCUUUUAGCAUGUUUAGUCUCCAAAUGAGGAGCUAAACUUCCAAUUCUUGGUUUUGCUCUUGAAGCUUGUUGAUUA